Schistosoma haematobium is the source of this 4848-nucleotide messenger RNA. RefSeq lists its product as uncharacterized. The transcript has 12 exons. Bases 1 to 4158 code for a protein of 1385 amino acids. The record is from RefSeq and is a predicted model, not a curated record. Lineage: Eukaryota; Metazoa; Platyhelminthes; Trematoda; Strigeidida; Schistosomatidae. Gene Ontology annotation, molecular function: calcium ion binding.
AUGAACAAAACAGAAACAAAUCAAUUUUCGGAAUUCAAUCAUAUUACUGAAUCUUUUGAAGACAGUAUUACUCCUAGUUUCGUCACAACAUCAGAUUGUCCAACAUGCCGUCGACUUUUAGGGUGUAGUUCACGAGUUCAUAGUCAUCAAACUGACAGAAAUCCUAAAGUGGAUCAAAUUGAUAACAAUGAAAAUGAUGACCAAGAUGAAGAUAAAUACAAUGAAUCUGAAACAACAGGAAUGAUCAAUGAUUCUGGUAAUGAUGACGAUGAUGAUGAUGGGGAAGAUAAGGAUGACGAUUUCGGGAAUUAUCUAGGUGAGAAAAUUUCUGAGUCAAAGAUUAAAUCAAAAUUUAGACAUAUGCGUAAAUUAGAAGAGGCUAAAGAUAAUGAUGAUAAUGGUGAUGUCGACAACAAUGCUGAGUAUAAUGAGUGUUUGUCAAUAUGCGCUUCUAGGCAUGGGAAAAAAUUAGAUUUAAGACAUACCCUUAAUUUAGAAGAUGAUGAUAGUAGAGGAGAAGAAGAUGAAGAUCAGUUAAAGGAAUCAACGACAGAAAACAAACUUGUUCAUAAUGAAAAUAAAAAACAACUCCCUAAUCUAAAAAAUAUACCUGAAAUACAUAAAAACAAAUUAAAAGCUGAUGUUAAAGCUUUGAAUAAAAAACUGCAAAUAAGUAAAGAUCAUCUUGUAAAACAUAAUGAACCAAAAAGUGAAAAGAUUACAGAAGUACAAACUACUGAUGAACUAGACGAUAUUGAUGAAGAUGAUAGUGAUGAUAGCAAUGAUGAUGAUAAUGAUGAUGAUGAUGCUGGUGAUGGAAAUAAAGAUUAUGAAGAUAAUAUUGAUGAUGAUCAAGAUGAUGAGGAUGAAAAGUUUGCAGAUAAUUACAGCGAUGAUAAUGACACCACUAAAGUACUAAAACCAGGCUGCAAAAAAUCUAUUCAAGAGGGUCAACCAUCAAUAAAUGAGAAUACGAAUAAGAAGCUGAGUAAUGACGAUGUUGAAGACUAUGAUUACGAUGACAGCAAUGAUGAUAAUGAUAAUGAUGAUGAUACUAAUGAAGUUGGUGACGAUAAUGAAAAUGAUAAUCAUGAUGUAAACAGUCAAUCAAAUGAUGAUACAUCUAAAGGAAAAGAUUUUAAAAUCGACCAGCAUAAAAAUAUAAAAACAACAGUUGAUCAAUUUGAAGAUGAUGAAUAUGAUGAGACUGAUGAUUUUGAUCCAGAUAAUGAUAUUGAAGAAGAAAGUGAAGAUGAUCAACCAGAAGAUUUAGAUUUGGAAAUAUCACCUGAAGAAGGUUAUGAAGAUGUUGAUGAUCCUGAUUACAGUGAUUGGAUAGAGGCUGAUGAAGAAUUAAAUCCUAAUUGGCCUGGUGUAAGGAAAUUAAUGGCAGUUAAAACAACAACUCCUACUACUUCAUCUAAAUCGAAGUCUCACUCAGAAACGGCUACUGGACAUACAAAGAAUAAGAAAGUUCCAUCAAAAACAGCAACACAUAUAAAGACCAUUUCUAAAACAUCAUCAUCCAAAUUAUCAGAAAGUUCUAGAACAAAACAACCCAAGGACAAACCUUCUUCUAGUCAUCAUCAACAAAAUCAACCAGACAAGUUAAAAUCUUCCACAUUAGCAUCAUCAAAGCAUGCAGAAGAUCAUCACUCAAAGAAGGCAAUGCAUAAAACUGUUCCGUCGCAAGAUAAAUUAAAAACACCAGUUCCAACAAAUAAAAACCCUAAACAAUCUACACCAAAAUCGAAACCAGUACGAAUUAUUGGAAAUAUAAACGAUCAUGACUGUGAUGGUAUACCAGAUGAUAUUGAUGAAGAUAUUGAUAAUGACGGUCUUUUGGACCGAACACAAGAUUCCGAUUGGGAUGGAUUAUUGAAUCAUGUUGAUGAAGACGAUGAUAAUGAUGGUAUCCCUGAUAUUGAAGAUGAAGAUGCUAAUGGUGAUGGAAUACCAGACUGCCGUUCUGAUGUUUCUGACUUAAAACUAAAAGUAAGAUAUAAGAAGAAAAUGCGUAAAGUUGACAGCGAUUUCGACGGUGUUCCAGAUGAUGUUGACGGAGAUGAUGAUAACGAUGGUAUUCCAGAUAUUAUGGAAGAUGAAGACAAAGAUCAAAUUCCUGAUUUUUUAGGACUUACUCGUGCUGAUUUUUUAAAAGGUGUCAGUACUAAAGAAUUAAACAGACGAAUGAAUAAACGUGGCUGGUUUGAUCAUGACUGUGAUGGUAUUCCAGAUAAUCUCGAUCCAGAUGAUGAUAACGAUGGGUAUUUCGAUUCAAAACAAGAUAGUGAUCGUGAUGGUAUCCUGAAUGAAUUCGAUAAUGACGAUGAUAAUGAUGGAAUACCAGACAGUGAAGAUCUUGAUGCUAAUGGAGACGGUAUACCUGAUUGUAUUGUUAAGGAUUCAGAUGGUGAUCAUAUUCCUGACCAUAUUGACACAGAUGAUGAUAAUGAUGGUAUACCGGAUUUACAAGAUCCAGAUCAUCCCAAUUUCGAUUAUUUACGUGAUUCAGAUAAGGAUGGUAUUCCUGAUACACUAGACAUGGAUGAUGAUAAUGAUGGUAUACCAGAUAGCAUGGAUUUUGAUUCAGAUGGUGAUGGAUCGGAUGAUCUGUUUCAAGAUAUUGACAAAGAUGGGGUACCGGAUAGUGUAGAUGAUGAUAUGAAUAAUGAUGGAAUACCGGAUCAUAAACAAGAUCAUGAUUGUGAUGGGAUCCCAGACAUUGUUGACCCUGAUGAUGAUAACGAUGGUUAUUUUGACACAAAACAGGAUAGCGACAAUGAUGGUUUAUUGAAUGAAUGGGACGAUGAUGAUGAUAAUGAUGGUAUUCCAGAUGUGGAUGAUGAGGAUUCGAAUGGUGAUGGGAUCAUUGAUUGUCAACCACAUGAUAGUGAUAAUGAUGGAAUACCCGAUCAUAUCGAUGAAGAUGAUGAUAACGAUGGUAUACCAGAUCAACGAGAUCCUGAUUCAAUGUCAUUUCUGCUGUAUAAACAUAAGCGUUUUCUUGAAGCUAUCCCAGCUCAUAUUGCACGACAAGAAGCCAACUUGUUAAAUGUCGAUUUAGGCGAUCCAAAUGAUAAAGAUUGUGAUGGAAUUCCAGAUCAUAUUGAUAAUGAUUUGGAUAAUGAUGGAAAAAUCGACAGAACACAAGAUUCAGAUAUGGAUGGAUUAUUAAACCACGUAGACGAAGAUGAUGAUAAUGAUGGUAUUCCUGAUGUACUAGAUCCUGAUGCAAAUGGUGAUGGUAUUCCAGAUUGUCGACGUGAUGGUGGAUUACAUUAUAAAUUAGUUAAAUCACCUUCUGGUUUAAUUAAAAAAGUAUUAAGAAUACGUGAACCAACACAAGAAGAACAACAUCAAGCCUAUAUGGUUAAUGAAGCUAAACGUAAAUUAAUACGUAUUCGUGCUAAACUACGUGAACCUUUACCAAAGAAUACAAUACAAGCAAUUCCAUCAUUUGAUUUCAAUGAUAACAUGAAUGAUAAUCCAGAUAAUCAUCAUAAUGUUAAUGAAAUAAAAUCUAAAAUAAAAUCAUUUAAUUCAAAAUCUGUUCAAUCUAAUAUCAAUUCAAAAAAUGAACAUACAAUUAAACAUCAUCCAAAUAAUAAACAAGAAAAUGGCGGUAAUAUAAAUUCAAAGAAAACAUCAAUACAAGGAAUCAAAUCUACUGGUUCACCUUCUUUAAAACAAUCAAAUCAACAACAAAUACCAAUAAAACAUAUCAAGGAACAAAAUACUGUUAAAUUAAAUACCAAACAACAAAAUCGUAAAUUAGCAGAAAGUUUAACACCAAAUGAAAAUACUGAUUCAUUUUAUUCUUUAAAUAAAGACAUUUUACUGAAUAUUCAUGAUAUGAAUGAUUACCCUGAUCAUGUUUCUACUCCCUUUGAUAAUGUUAACGAUGAUGAUGAUGAUGAUGAUGAUGAUGACAAUGAAAUAGAGAAUGAUCAAGAAGUUAAUUUAGCUGAUACAAACUUAAAAUCAUCAAUAUUUGGCAGUUUUUUAUUGCCUGGAGCAGAAGCAGGAACAGCUAAUGAAGUAACUGGAUCAAAUAGAAAAAAUAUCAAGAAAAUGAAACAAAACGAAGCAACACAAAUGAAAAAAGUUGAUAAAUUAAAAUUAAAAGAAAAACAGAAGGUUAGAAGAAUUACAUAGUUAAACUAUUCAUCAAUCCGAUUUCUUAUUUAGAAAAAAAUUUAGAUAAGUAUGAAGUUAAUAAUUUCUUGGCCGAGACUGUAACUCAUGGACGAACCAAUCAGAUUUAGGAUAAUAGGUCUUAGAUUUUGGCACGAAAUUCAUUCAUCCAUUUGGCUAAAUAGCAUUUUGGCAUUUUAGCUUAUGUCAUUUCGUGAUGAAAACCCUAAAUCUAAUUCCUAACCCCUACCAUCAACCGAAAAUCAUAAUCCUUAUUCUUCACAUUGCUUUAUAACACUCAUUUAGUCUUGGUUAGUAGAUGGACAUUCUCAAGGUCACUUUAGCGUCGCUCAAUGAUCGUCCACAAAUUAUAGUCUCACCAAUUCCGUUUUAUUUGUUUUACUAUUGCAAACUGAAACAAUCAUUGUCUUGAAAUUUAUCAUCUUACAUAGUUCAUAUACUUCUGAAUAGAUUCAAACAAUUAUAGAAUGAAAGUUAUUCCGUUGUGUAAAUUAGUUUCUAACAGUCAUAAUCUGCAAUAAACCACUUAUAAAUUUCUUUUAUAGUGUAAACUUUUCUUAAUUUAGUAUAAUUUUAUUUUAUUCUUGUAUGUUGAUAAUAAUGUUGACUGAUUUAUAAAACAUACACAGAAACUAUUAUGUUUUAACUCUAGACAUUUCAAUAAUUCAAUAAAUAUUUAUUAGUAACAUG